Penicillium salamii is the source of this 906-nucleotide messenger RNA. The record is from the annotation of a GenBank genome assembly. NCBI's taxonomy places the organism in Eukaryota, Fungi, Ascomycota, Eurotiomycetes, Eurotiales, Aspergillaceae.
AUGAAAUCCAUGACUUCUUGGUGUCAUUGGCAUUCCGCGCUGGCGACAUCAUCAACAAUGCGCUCCCAGAAACCAAUGACACCGGCUCCAAAAAGAAUAGUGCGUAAGGAGACAGAAGGUCGAGGGGACACGCUGACCAUAAUAGGUGCGGACCUGGUGACGGAAUAUGACCGGGCGGUUGAGAAUAUGAUCUCAAGCUCCCUGAAGGAGAAGUACCCGCAUUACGAAUUCCACGGCGAGGAAACGUAUGACCCAGCACGCCCAUUGACAGAUGCCCCAACGUUCAUCGUGGACCCGAUUGAUGGGACAAUCAACUUUGUGCAUGCCUUCCCCUUUGCCUGCGUGUCUCUGGGAUUCGCCGUGGGCCGAGUUCCGACGGUGGGGGUGGUGUAUAACCCGUCGACCAAAGUCCUCUAUUCCGCCAUUCGCGGCCAAGGAGCGUUCCUCAAUCGGGAAACCCGUCUCCCACUCAAGGGUUCUCACGUAGAGCCUCUGGCGGGGUUGAAAAAUGCCCUGAUUGCCGUGGAAUGGGGCUCAGAUCGCAGUGGCAUCAACUGGGAGACAAAGAUCCGGACAUUUGAAAAACUGGGUCAGUCCCAAGAGCAUGGGGGUGCCAUGGUGCGUGCGAUGCGGAGUUUGGGCUCCGCCGCGUUGAAUUUGUGUGCCGUGGCAGACGGCACGUUAGAUCUGUACUGGGAAGGUGGCUGUUGGGCCUGGGAUGUCUGUGCCGGAUGGGUCAUUCUCUCCGAAGCCGGGGGCAUCAUGGCAGAUGGCUCCCCAGGAAACUGGGAGCCUCGUCUGGACGGACGAAAAUACCUGGCAAUUCGCGGGUCUCCGGACGGAGCUGGGCAGAAGGAGCUCGUGGAAGAGUUCUGGAGUCAUAUCCAAGGCCCGCUACAGUACUGA